AUGAUUCUCAAACAAUCAGUCUUGAUCUUGUUUUUCCUCACUGCCAUCUCAGCAUGGGGGGUGACCACUCCAAAACCGGAAAUCAAGUAUCACCGAUGCUCUUCCUGUGCUACUGGCGGCUUUGUCCUCAAGAAAUGGCUGAUGCAACAUUCCGAAUCUGGUCAAUCGAUGGGAUGGAUUGACUGGAGAGGAACUGACUGUGCCGAUGGACUUGUUUUCAUUGUGGCUUGCAUCAACUCUUGUGUCACCAUCACAGUCGAGAAGAAAAUCGCCGAGGAGCUGUACGUGUAUCAAGGGACCAUGGAAGAAUGUUCUGAUGAUCUGAUUCAUUCGAGUCCGGAUCUCCCAAAUCACGGAGAGAAUUUCAAGGCUUUCUACGAAGAUGCAGUUUUUGUUGCAACACGCAUGGGUCACAAAAUAACGUACAACUUCACUCGCAAGAGUUUCAUCGAUCUUCACGAUGAGGGUGUCGAGCAAAGACAUAAAGUGGAUGAUCAAGUGUAUAUCACCAGUUCUGGAGUAAUGAAGGUCACUGAUUUCACUACCAUGGACUAUGUCACUGCAGUCGCCGUCGUUAUCUCAUUCUUUAUUAUCAUUGGCGCGUGCAAAGUCAUCUGCUGCAAGUCUUCUUCUGUCCCGAAAACUGAACCAAUCUUCCUCAACGGAGAAAACGCAGAACUUGUUCCUUUGGAGCCCAACAACAAUGAGCUGCCGGAUGAACUUGACGAUGAUGACGACGUGAAAGAAAACGUUGAGAAGAAGUCAGAGACCAAGAAAGACGUUGAGAACGAUAACGACGAGAAAGAGAACAAGAAGACCGGAGACAGUCCAGUGUAG
Caenorhabditis remanei is the source of this 837-nucleotide messenger RNA. RefSeq lists its product as uncharacterized. NCBI's taxonomy places the organism in Eukaryota, Metazoa, Nematoda, Chromadorea, Rhabditida, Rhabditidae. Bases 1 to 837 code for a protein of 278 amino acids. The record is from RefSeq and is a predicted model, not a curated record. The transcript is spliced from 4 exons.